AUGGCGGCGAACCGCUUCCCCUACGGCGGCGCCAACUCGAGGGAGUCGUCGGCCCAGUCCAUCGUGUCCUGGCAGCCGAAUUCUGUGUGGGGUAAUGUGCCAUCGUCUGUCAACAAUCGCGAGUCGAAUAGUCUACGAGGCCAAGACGAGCCCUUCACAAACGGCCACCAGGCCUCCACCAACUUCCCGACAAACUCAGCCGCCCCCGGCGUAUGGACAGCGCAGUCUGGACCUUGGAACAACGCCGAGAACAACGCCGCGACACGGAGGACAUCGUCGAGCCCGUCGCCUGCACGCCAGAGAGAUGCCGUUGGUGACCUAUCAAGCGGUCUUUCAUCCACCUCUUCACUCUUUCCCAUCGGACAGACAGGCGCCUUCCCAAACGGCCGUUCCAAGGCCACCAACGGCACGGCCUCCGAGGCCAACGCAGCCGCUUUCCGGUACACAUCGCCACUGCGCGACAGUGUAGGAGAGGACGACCCCGAUUCGAACACCAUCUCCAACUCUCUUUCCAACCUGGGCUUUGACAGCGAUGCUCUCCCAUCCCGAACACGAGCUGCCCACGGCUCCUCGAACGUCUUCUCGACGUCGUCAGCUGCGGCCUCUUUAGCAGGAUCGACAGCGUCCGCAUCGGCCGCGCCUGGGCCAGCAAAUGGCACGACAAAUACCAAUGGCAGCAACGGCUCGACGCUCCCAUCCUUUGGCUCCUUUGGCCCCAUUGCAACGUCGAGCCACGGCCAUUCACACCGCACAUCGCUCCAAGCCUCGACGUCAUACUCCUCCCCAGCAGCGCCUACACCCGCUCUGCCCUACCACCGCAACUCCCAACCCGAAGACGCCAACGCUCUGGCGAUGGCGCAGAUGUUCCGCCAGUCCCAGGGCCUCGAUGAGCGGUCAGCCAGCUCUACCGCCAACGGCCUUGGAAGCAACUAUGGCGCAAUGGCAGCAUAUGUGCAAGCACAAGCUCAGGCACACGCACACAGCCAACCAUCGUUCCAGUUCAACCCCAUCUCUGAGCCUUGGGACGCGGGCGUUCGGGGAUUCGAGAUGUACGGGCAGGGUAGAGACCCUGCUGCCGCAUCCGCCUUUUCUGCUCCGCGUAGCCAUUUCGGCUCAGCUGAGCGGGGCAACACUCCGAUUGGGGGGGUUUUCCAGCAAAACGGCAGCCCGCGCAGCCUUGGAACACCAGCGAAUGGUGCCGGGCCCUGGAGUCGGCCGCAGUCGCGCGACCCCAGAACAUCGGGCCUAUCGGAGACCGGUGCCAACGGUGUAGGCAACCUACUGCAGCGUCAACCUCUACAAAAUUUCUUACACGACCAGCAGCUAUCGGCUGCUGCUGCCGCUGCUGCGUCGUUCAACGGCAACCCCAACUUCCUCCCCAGCAACCUCGCCCCAUAUCCACUGUUCAACUCCUUCCGAGCGCCCAUGCAGGUGUCGCCUCUGGGUCUCCCGAUGGGCGCGCCGAUGGGCACGCCGAUGGGCAAUGGCCUGCUGCCCAACUCCCAACUGCAAGCUCCCCGUGACCGCGAUCUCGUUCGGUCGAUGCGCAGCCCUGUGCUGGACGAUUUCCGAACAUCCAGAACCAACCGGCGGUUCGAGCUCAAGGACAUUUACGGCUACAUUGUCGAGUUCAGCGGCGACCAGCACGGCUCGCGCUUCAUCCAAAGCAAGCUCGAGACGGCCAACAGCGACGACAAGGAACACAUUUUCCGGGAAAUCUCAGCCAAUGCGCUCGUUCUGAUGCGUGACGUGUUUGGAAACUACGUUGUUCAAAAGUUCUUUGAGCACGGCAGCCAGGUCCAGAAAAAGUACUUGGCCGAGCAGAUGCGCGGCAAGAUGGUGGAGCUGUCCACACAACCGUACGCCUGCCGUGUGGUGCAAAAGGCCCUUGAGCACAUUCUGGUGGAACAGCAGGUCUACCUGGUCAAGGAGCUCGAGGUGGAUGUGACGCGUGUCGUCAAGGACCCGAGCGGCAACCAUGUCGUGCAAAAGGUCAUCGAAGUGGUCCCGCGCGAACACAUUGGCUUUGUCAUGGACGCCUUCCGCGGCAAGGUGAAGGAGCUGUCGUCGCACAACUACGGCUGCCGCGUCGUCCAGCGGAUGCUCGAACACGGGUCCGAGGAGGACAAGGCCAUCAUUCUAGCGGAGUUGCACGAGAACGCGCGCGACCUCAUCAUGGACCAGUACGGCAACUACGUGACGCAGCACGUCAUUGAGUUUGGUGAUCCAGAGGACCGCACCAAGAUGAUCAAUACGGUGCUGAAUGAGCUCGUCCCCAUGUCGCGGCACAAGUUUGCGUCCAAUGUGGUCGAGAAGUGCAUGGAACACGGCACGCUGGACGACCGCGUCCGCGCCCGCAAGGAGCUCGAGAAGGUCGGCAGUGACGGGGUGCCCGUCCUGCACCAAAUGAUCAAAGACCAAUACGGCAACUAUGUCAUCCAGAGACUAUUGAAGCUCCUCGAAGGUGAGGAACGUCGUCUUUUUGUCGAGACCAUGGAGACCCAGCUUGCCGCUCUGAAGCGGACGAGCACCGGCCGGCAGAACGCGGCCGUGGACCGCCUGCUCGACGAGCUGGCCAAGACCGGCCUGGUCAGCCUGGGGUCGCCGCCGGCCGCAAAGUCAUAUACCGCCUCCACGGCGCCCGUGUCACCCCGGCUGCCCGCCAAUGCCGAGUCGACGCCGCCGCUCACCCAUGCGCCGAACACCCCGGAGAGCUCCAACCCACCUAGUGUCAGUGCUGGACCAACAGGGGCUUCGAUCGUCGCCAGAGCGGACGGGAAAAUGGCUACGGCUGCAGCCAAGCUGGUGGUGUCUCCGGACACCGACACAGAGACUGCGGAGUAA
Molecule: messenger RNA, 2844 nt
Organism: Sporothrix brasiliensis 5110
Lineage: Eukaryota; Fungi; Ascomycota; Sordariomycetes; Ophiostomatales; Ophiostomataceae
Product: pumilio family mRNA-binding protein
Exons: 4
Coding region: 1-2844 (947 amino acids)
Biological process (GO): nuclear-transcribed mRNA catabolic process, deadenylation-dependent decay
Cellular component (GO): cytoplasm
Molecular function (GO): mRNA 3'-UTR binding
Source: RefSeq, a predicted model, not a curated record